UGAACACAGCGUGCAGUUAGUAAGCUGGCAGUUUUCGUUAAGUAAACAACUAAUCCAGUCCGCUGUGUGACAACUGUUUUUCGGCUCUAUCGUACGUUUUGCCAAGCGUGAUCGUGUGCCGUUGUUGGAGAAAUCUAAUUUUUCUAUUACCUUUGGUGGAUGGUUGUGAAUUUGGUUAACCAGUUAAGCAAAAAUUGGUACAUACGUGUGUGAAAAAUGUGCGAAAUAUUUUGUUUAACGCGACCAAAGGAUUAAACGCAAGGUUAUUAAACAGUGAGAAAAAUUUUAAAAAGUGAAUAGGAAGUGCUGAUUUUUACGUGCAUAGAGGUGAUUUUUUUUCUUUUUAUGACAAACAAGCAUGCAAACAGUGUAACUUUUUUAAAUAGGUAAAUCUAUUUAAGUGCUUUUGUGUGUGCUCAACAAUCGGUGGCACUAUUUUGUUGCUGAAACUGCAACAAAUGAACGAAAACAGUCUUUUGGGAAAGAAAUUUUUUUUUUAAACCAACUGUAUAAGUUUGCAGACUAAGGCAUAAAAAUAACGAAUUGGUAGAAAAGGUGCAACGUGUAAGUUUGGAUGGAAAAUCCUAGAUCCUGCAUUAAUCAAUAUUUGCUGUGAAUUGUGUAACCGUGUGCAAAUUGCAAACAGAAUUGUUGGUGCAAAACAUGUUUGUGGUGGUGUAGUACGACAACGGCAUCAAUUUAGUGACGAGUUGCAUUAAAGUGUAGUAAAAAGUUUUGGUUCCACUACCGGUGGAAAACCAUAAUUGCCUUAAAAUUUCUACAAUACUUAUUGGAAGUGAAAUCGACUACAUGUUGGCGACAACCGCCAACAGUGACAUGGCGCCGCCAGACGGGCCCAUGCAAUACGACUCGAAAUGGCCAUCGAUGAACAUCAUCAGCAUGCCGACCAAGAUCAAGCAGGAGGGUUUCAACGUAUUAAGUCAUCUGGACGUUUACCAUCCCCUUGCAGUAUCAUUACCGGCGUACGAUCAGGUGAAAUCUUCAUCGCCCUCCUCCCUUCAGCAACUGCCGACCGUGAUCGAGCGCCUGCACGAAGAACCAGGAGGUUCUCCCGAUCAUCAACACCAACAUCAUGCACAACAGCAACAUCAACAGCAACAUCAGCAGCAACAACAACAACAGCAACAACUUCAUCAUAAUAUAGGAUCGCUGGCACUAUCUUCCAAAGCGCCCACUCAAGGACCAGACGAUCUUCCAAGCAAUAGCUUAGUAUCAGACGAUCUACAUGGUGGACAGAUACCGGCGACGCUACCACAACCAAACUCCACUAACAACAACAACAACAACAACAAUAGCCACACGCCCAAUCAGAAUCAAUCCACUAGCAAUCAGAGCUCCACAAAUGCGACCACCACCAACGGGACAGGAUCAGCGGUCAGCAACAGUAGUACCAACAACAGUAGCAGUCUUUCCACAUACGACUGCAGCUCCACCACAAGUCCCACGGGCAGUCGCAACUCCAAUGUCAAGCCACCGUACAGCUAUGUGGCGUUAAUAGCGAUGGCGAUACAGAGCUCGCAAAUGAAACGUGCGACGUUGAGUGAAAUCUACGGUUACAUCACCUCGCGGUUUCCGUACUACGAGAAGAACAAGAAAGGCUGGCAAAACUCGAUUCGUCACAAUCUCAGCCUGAAUGAGUGCUUCGUCAAGAUCCCACGGGAGGGUGGUGGCGAGCGUAAGGGUAACAACUGGACGCUGGAUCCACAGUAUGAGGACAUGUUCGAGAACGGAAAUUACAAGCGACGCCGGCGGAUGAAGCGUCCGUAUCGGACCGGUCACUAUUCGAAAAUGUUCGGCGACUCGUACGUGACCAACCCGGGCAACUUUGGUCAUCGACCGGUGUUUGCACAGAAUCCAUAUCAGACUUAUCCGCGAUACGAUGCUGGGGCGCCCUGGAUGCCAACGACUCAGCUCAGCAGCUACACGUCCUGUUCCAGCCGAACUAACUACUCUUACUCAACGCCGUAUAAUUUUUCACAGCUACAACAAACGGUACAACCGGUCACGAUCAACACGUACGGAUCGCUAUCAAAUAAUUUGGAUACCUUCGCCGUUUCGGGCAGCACAACACCUCCAUGCGCGCGUCGCUUUGAGCCACACUACCCCUAUUGGGAUACGACUUUGCCACUUCCGGUAGUUAAAGAUGAGCCCACGAAUCAGAUGAGCGUUACCUCGUCACAGCAGAACUCCUACCAGAAGUCUUACCUAUCUCAACCCUAACGGCUAAUGGUCAGUGACGUGUUGAGCGUUUCGGACCCGACUGAUGGUGUAACGGGCGAUUCACAAUCUUGUGACGACAGCAUCAUGCGUAAUCUUUGGCAACUAUCGUCAUAUCACCGUCGGCGUUUGCUUCUGGGUGAUUCUUUGAAGAGCUUUUAAAGCGUACUUCGAAGGUACAAUAAAUGCGUAAAUAAACGCAAAAAAGAUGGACAAAUCUUUGGAGAGUUUAUCGUUUAAACUGAAUCCCCAAAGAUAUGUAUUUGAUGUCAGCUAUGUAAAUUUGUUUGUUGCACCCCUUAAAGUAAGUUUGUUUGUUUAAAACAAAUCCGUAAGGAUUAACUCAUCUCCUUUCCGAAACGGGAAUGUAAGCGCAAACCUUUUAAUCUCGUUGGCAGUGGAGCAUAGUCUUUUACCGAAUAAAAAGUUUUUGCUCAUAGGAACUACUGUUCAACAAAUAAAUUUUGAGCUUUUUAUUUAUUGAACUACGCAUGCAGUUAGACAGAAGCUUAUUACUUCGCAAAACAAUAUUCAUGAACCAAUUACGAAGGCUUUGAAUUGGAGUUCAAUCAAGGAAGUAUGCAAAUUACCGUCCAAAAUUACUACUGCUUGUUAGAAAUGGAGCCAAGAAUUCUUUUUUACUGGGGUAACAAAAGGUUUAAACGUUAGGUAAAUAAAUUCUUAGUAAUCGUAUGGUUAGUUCUGCACUGUACAGACAUCAAUGUGAACAUUAAAUAAAGCGUAAUGUAUAGUAAAAUACUGUCAAACAAAUAAACAAAUAAUUCUCUAGCGUUUCAUUCAUCGGA
Messenger RNA from Anopheles funestus (African malaria mosquito), 3044 nucleotides. RefSeq names its product forkhead box protein I1c-like. NCBI's taxonomy places the organism in Eukaryota, Metazoa, Arthropoda, Insecta, Diptera, Culicidae. The coding region runs from base 811 to 2241 and encodes 476 amino acids. Gene Ontology annotation, molecular function: DNA-binding transcription factor activity, RNA polymerase II-specific; RNA polymerase II cis-regulatory region sequence-specific DNA binding. Gene Ontology annotation, biological process: regulation of transcription by RNA polymerase II; cell differentiation; anatomical structure morphogenesis. The record is from RefSeq and is a predicted model, not a curated record. The transcript is spliced from 10 exons.